GUUGUUUCAUGCUUUGUUUCUCUCUAUCACUCUCUGCAACUUAUAUAUUUUUGGGAUACCUUAGAAAACUCGGUUCCUGAGUUUUUAUCAUAUCUAGUUAGUUUAAUCAUUACUGUAACUCUUAACCAUUCUUGUAACAUGCCUAUGUGAAUUCACCCUUAUGCUGGGACCCCAAAAUGAUACUGUAGAUCAGACAAAACGUAGCAAGUACCAAUUAUGUCAUUUUCCUACUCCAUUAUUUGUUGUCGUUUUCAGUAACAGGAAUAUAUCUUAUCUAGUUGUGUGUUUUUUUUUUUUUUUUAUAAAAUCUAUUUGCUCAUCUUGCUCAACCAAAAUAAAGAUCAUUACUGUUUGAGGAUUAUCACUGGUUUUUUCUUUUCUGUAGGGUUACACAAAUCUUCUUGGAUAGUUUUCUCGCUUGGGGGAGUUGAAUAUAACUGUUGCCUUGGCUGCAUAAGAGUAUAAGACGAGUUUCAAGAUGAAGGCAAGAACAGCUAACAAUGUCCAGUCUAAGCGAUCUACCAAGAGUGUAAGAAAAGAUCAAAAGCGGCAGAAGACGAAUAGCCAGAAAAGAUUGUCAGAACAAGAGAAACAGGAUGCCAAGGAAGUGUCUAGUACUAUCUCUACAGUAGCAAGUGAUUCAACCACACAAUCAGAUCCCUCUGAGGCUUACGAGUCAGUAGAUGUUCGUUACUUGGAUGAUAAUAAUGGCGGCGCCAUUGCCUCUACAGAUGCUCAUCAGCAAUCAGAUUCUAGCAGAGUUGUGGACAAAACAAGUGGAUCGGUUUGUAAUUUGGAGAAAGAUGUUGAUGAACAAGAUUGUAAAGAUGCUAAGGAAAUCGAUACAGAUGCUCGAGAAGGUAUCAAUGCUGAUGUCUGGGAAGAUGCUUCCAACGGUGCUCUUAGUGCUGAAAGUGAGAACGAGGCGGCCGAUGUUACAGAGAAUAAGGGUGGGAACUUUGAGGACAAGAUUGAGCAUCUAGAGACGAGAAUCGAGAAACUAGAAGAGGAGCUUAGAGAAGUUGCUGCACUUGAGAUUUCACUCUAUUCUGUUGUGCCUGACCAUUGCAGCUCUGCACACAAGCUUCACACUCCUGCUCGACGUAUUUCUAGAAUCUAUAUCCAUGCCUGUAAGCAUUUUACUCAUGGAAAGCGUGCUACGAUUGCUAGAAACUCUGUUUCUGGUCUUGUUUUUGUUGCUAAAUCUUGUGGGAAUGAUGUUUCGAGGUUGACCUUCUGGUUAUCAAACAUCAUAGCUCUAAGGCAGAUAACUUCGCAAGCUUUUGGUACGUCUCGCAUUACACGCAUCUCUGAAUCAAAUGGUGAUUCAGGCAAGAAAACAAACCUGAGAUGGAAGAAUGGUUUCCAACAGCUUUUGGAGGAUUGGCAAGAAACUGAGACAUUUACUACUGCACUCGAGAAAAUCGAGUUUUGGGUAUUCUCUAGAAUCGUGGAGUCUGUUUGGUGGCAGGUCUUUACUCCGCAUAUGCAAUCCCCUGAAAACGACUCAUCAGCCAGUAAAUCAAAUGGGAAACUGAUGGGACCUUCCUUGGGUGAUCAGAACCAAGGCACCAUUUCGAUUAGCCUAUGGAAAAAUGCUUUCCGAGAUGCUCUGCAGCGGCUUUGUCCUAUGCGAGGGGCGGGACAUGAAUGCGGUUGCUUACCUGUAUUGGCUAGAAUGGUUAUGGAUAAUUGUAUCGGUAGAUUUGAUGUAGCCAUGUUCAAUGCUAUUCUGCGUGAGUCAGAGCAUCAGAUUCCAACCGAUCCCGUCUCUGAUCCUAUUCUUGAUUCCAAAGUUCUGCCUAUUCCUGCUGGAGACUUAAGCUUUGGAUCAGGGGCACAACUUAAAAACGCGAUUGGCAAGGCUGUAAAUAUCAUUGUUUGCUAUAUUUCAGAGCAUUAGUGAUGGGAAGCUCUCACAAGCAAGCUUCCCUUAUGCAGCUUCCACUGUUUCGUACAUGCCUCCAUCGACCAUGGAUGUAGCAGAACAAGUUGUAAAUGCUGCAGGAAAACUGUCAAGGAAUGUAUCUAUGAUACAGAGAAAAGGAUACACGAGCUACGAGGAGCUUGAGGAACUGGACUCUCCUCUUACAUCCAUCGUUGACAAGGGGAGUGACUUUACUGGCUCCACGACUUCAAAUGCAAGAUACAAGCUUCUACGAGAAGUGUGGGGUUUAGUUGAGUGAUGAUUGGGAGACAAGUUAAAAAAUGUAAGUAGUAUGCGUGUUGCUAUGAAUUUACGGUUGUUGCUUAGAGAAUUUGCCGAUACAAGCAACGAUAAUGUGGAGAGCUUUCUGUUACAAUUACAGAGAUACUCUGUUUUUAUGUAUCAUAAAGAAGCCAUAAAGAAGUAAACCCUUUGUUUUAUUAAAUGAACUUAGUGAUCUUAGGGGCUAUUGGUUC
Molecule: messenger RNA, 2403 nt
Organism: Camelina sativa (false flax)
Lineage: Eukaryota; Viridiplantae; Streptophyta; Magnoliopsida; Brassicales; Brassicaceae
Cellular component (GO): nuclear pore
Source: RefSeq, a predicted model, not a curated record